AUGCAAGAGAAUCAGCAGCAGAGUGGCGGCGGACGGCCCUAUAGGUCUCACCUCCGGCCGGCGUGUGUGCCCUGUCGCCGGAGAAAGUCACGAUGCCAGACCGCAGGCGAUGCUACCGUAUGCCUGACGUGUCGUGCUCACGGCACUGAGUGCUACUUUCCCGGAGACUCACAAACAUCUGAAUCUCCGGAACCUGCUCGUCGCCGUCGCCGUCGAGUGGAAGCUCGGCCGUCACCCGAUGCAUCUGGCGCAAGCCCCUUGAGGGUUGCACGAGGAGUGGUGCCGUUCCACGGGAAUGCAAAAGCCAAUACCUCGGCGUCCAUCAUUGGGUCGAGAGGCACGUCCAUGGGGCGGCAAAGUUCAAUGGCAGUGUCAAACGUGCCGCCUAGGUCCAUCACCGGCAUGUCAAGAACAGAUCAAGGAGAAGAGUCAACUCUGGCCCUAGGCUCCGAUGAUGACCAACAUCUCAAUCUACACAUUGUAGGACCGGCCUCUACCAAUGAUAGUCAGGUUCUAUCUACGUAUCUCUCGGGUAUACCCGGAGCUACUCGGAGCACUAGAAUGAUCAUUCCGGAGCCCGCCAGCUGUUCACGUCCGGUUCUGUUCACUGAGGUCCAGAAGAGACCGGUGGGCCUCAAGUUGAAUCGUAGUUUCUCAGCAGAAAAGUUGGAGAUUAUUGAGAAGCUCCUGGAACCUCAUAAUGAGGCCGUCAUUGACGAAUACUUUAGAAAAGUAAAUGUGUGCCUACCACUUCUGGAUGAAGUCUCAUUUAGGCGUCAAUACCGGGAAGACAAGACGCGAAUUUCGCCAGCGCUGCUGGCAUGCCUUUAUGCCCAUACCAUUGUGUACUGGCAAAGCUCCCCAGUCUUGAGUCGGUACAGGUGUCCAGAGAGUCGUUUCAUCUGGAACCUCGCCAACGAAGCCGUAUACUCGGAGCUUCAUCUAUCACCCGGCAUGUCUAUCAUCAAGGCAAUAGUACUCAAUAUUGGUGGACGCCCUACCACCUCUCUGAUAGGUAAUGGCGUGCUUCUCGGAUCUGCAGUCUCCAUGGCACAUUCGUUGGGACUGAACCACAACCCUCUUCCAUGGCAGAUUCCGCUACCAGAGAAAUAUUUGCGCAUGAAAAUUUGGUGGGCGCUGUUAGUCCAUGACAGAUGGACAAGCUUGGCACACGGCACGCCGCCUCACAUCCAAAAGUCUCAGUAUGACGUGCCUCCGCCAACUCUAGAGUAUCUUAGCGAAGGCUUAACAGACGGAAAUAACCCGUGCUCUGAGCUUAGAACCAAUAUCUUCAUUUCGCUAGUAACCCUGAGCGAAGUGCUUGACCGAUUUCUGCAGUACGUGUACUGCGUUAGACGAGAUAAACAGACCACUACCGAUCUCGAGCAUGCAUUGCAUCGAUGGGUUGAGACAUUGGAGGGACCCUGUCGCCGGAUUGUUCUGCGAGGAUCUCAUCUGGAUGUUACCGGAGCCGCAAACCUUCGCCUGGCAUAUUUAACCGCCAAACUGCUAUUACAGAGGAUACAGCUCGAGGCAGAGAAACAAGGAGACCAUGUCAACGAGGAGGGGGUGUUGAAUCGAUAUUCUGGGGCACGCAUGACAUCUGAGGAGAUGUUGAUGCUCAUUCAAGACUUUCAGCCGGAACACCUCGGUGACUUCUGGAUGUCCGUCAGCUCCUUUUCUUUCCCGGCUGCGGUCAACUUCUUGUUGCGGUGCGCGCUGGAGACUGAGAACUCUCCCGAGGGACUGACCCAAAGCCCCUCGUUCAAGAUUGCCCGCGACAUAAUCACCACACUUCGAUCACAUCAGGAGCAGUACAAAUGGGAUUUGGGCGACAUCUGCCUUGCCCAACAUGCCGAGAUUGUGGAGAAGAUCCUGGCGGGCGUGGCGCCAGACGAGCAAGGUGGAAAUAGUAGCAGCCUUGACCUCCAGGACUUUGACGCCUCGAUCCUGGACCACAUCUUUCCAAGCGUAUGGGACCCGUUGCAAAACGCCUGGUAA
Trichoderma harzianum CBS 226.95 is the source of this 2001-nucleotide messenger RNA. RefSeq lists its product as hypothetical. Gene Ontology annotation, molecular function: DNA-binding transcription factor activity, RNA polymerase II-specific; DNA binding; zinc ion binding. Gene Ontology annotation, biological process: DNA-templated transcription. Lineage: Eukaryota; Fungi; Ascomycota; Sordariomycetes; Hypocreales; Hypocreaceae. The transcript is spliced from 3 exons. The record is from RefSeq and is a predicted model, not a curated record. Gene Ontology annotation, cellular component: nucleus. The coding region runs from base 1 to 2001 and encodes 666 amino acids.